UCUCACUCUCGCUGUAAUGGAGUUGUUCAUCUUCAUUUCUUUUCAGCUUCUAAUGGAGGUUCAGUCUUACAAAGCUCCUGCUGUAAAUGUAUCUCCAGAUGUGCUAAAAGAGUCCAGAUCAGUGAAGAUGAUCUGUGAGAUGCCAGCAGAUGUUACAGUAAAUCGGUGUUAUUUCUACAUAAAUAGAGAAGAGAAGAAUAUAAAAGCCAGUAAUUGGAAUUGUGAUCUCGAGCUCACUGGUGUUGAAGUGCUCAGAUGGGCAGAUGUAAAAUCACCUGCAUCAGUCGACAUUUACUGCUUCUACACAAUAACUGAGAAUGGAAUUGAGAAACGAUCACCUCAUUCUCCUGCUGCUACAGUGACGGUUCGAGUUUCAACAACAGCCUCCACUGCACAUCCGACUACAACAGCCAUGACAACCUCAUUAACUGUAAGGUCCACUUCUGAAACCACAACAUACAGUAAAACUGCUGUUCCUCAUACUGAUCACAUUCACUCUGAAGGCUCAUGGCUUUUAGUAGUGCUGGUUUUCACUGGUAUUGGUUUAUUUCUGUCUGGACUCAUGGGAUUCAUCUGUCUCUGCCCCUUUGACAGUUCUGAUGACGUUCUCACAGAGGUGAUCUACAGCUCCUGCCAUGUGGAAACAGCAUCUCUUUUAUGCUCCUCAAAACAUGGAUGAACAGUUUCAUUUCUUCACUUCUUGCAAAUUUACAGACAACAAUUAUGUACAGAAAGAAUGAUAGUUCAGAAUAUAGCCACUGAAUUCAUACUGAUCAGCAGGCCAAGGCAUCUUGGAGGUUUUUUCCCACAUUUAGAUUUUGGGAGAAGAUCAUCUUAUAAUUAAUUGUGAUGCUUCACAUUUGAUGUUUUUUUAUUUUAACAAUUAUGUUUCUUCUUAG
Molecule: messenger RNA, 899 nt
Organism: Rhinichthys klamathensis goyatoka
Lineage: Eukaryota; Metazoa; Chordata; Actinopteri; Cypriniformes; Leuciscidae
Exons: 7
Coding region: 17-679 (220 amino acids)
Source: RefSeq, a predicted model, not a curated record